UACUCUUGAUUCAUGCAGAAUAGAAAGGCCUCUGACGCCUGCUUUGGAUACACAAUCCGUUUGUAGUAGUAAAGAUGGUCUCAUGUUUUCAUCUCCAGUUGUAGAAACACUGACAAUAUCGGAUUUGGAGCAAUGUUUGGAAGAAGAAGACGCUGCAUUCGAAAGGAUACGGGUUAUAUUGUCGAAUUUAAUUGACCAAGCGCAAACUGCUGUUUCACAAGAUCAGAAGCUGUCAGGGCGUGCAUUAAUGGAAUUAGAACAUAAUGCGGAAAUCAACAAAUACUUUUUCACCAACAAUUUUGAGGGCAAGAAAACAACGUCAACUACCAAAAGACGGCCACGAUCACUGAUACUACCCGAUAGAGCGAGCAUUAAAGCAACAACAGCUUCGUUAAGCAAUAAUGAUAUGCGAAGAGUUUCCGUUGGAAGUAUACAUAAUAAUUUGCCGAGUUCACCUAUACCAAAUAAAAAUUACAAUAGUAGUACUAGUAAUAGGCGACUGUCUUCUGUUUCAUCUACUACAAAUGCAACUACAAAAGAUACCAUUCUUCAUCCUCAUCAUACAAGACCUACUAGUCGAUUACAGCAUCAACAAGACUCAUCACAACUGAAGAAAUGGGUUAAUUAGCGACUACAGGCUUUUAUUCAUAUGAUCUUAUUUAUUUUCACUGCUACUGCUUCUGUUCACUACUGUUAUUAAUUGUUUACCGGAAAAGCUGUAUGCGCUCAAAAACAAUUCUUACAUCUAUGGUUACAUAACAAUAUAUAUACAUACACAUAUACAUAUACCACACAAAAGAACCGUUUUUUAUUUUAUAUGCCAAUUUUUGUUUACUUUAA
Molecule: messenger RNA, 840 nt
Organism: Mycotypha africana
Lineage: Eukaryota; Fungi; Mucoromycota; Mucoromycetes; Mucorales; Mycotyphaceae
Exons: 2
Coding region: 83-628 (181 amino acids)
Source: RefSeq, a predicted model, not a curated record